Harmonia axyridis is the source of this 1942-nucleotide messenger RNA. It is a transcript of the gene Cyp305a1, whose product is annotated as probable cytochrome P450 305a1. Gene Ontology annotation, cellular component: cytoplasm; intracellular membrane-bounded organelle. The coding region runs from base 287 to 1750 and encodes 487 amino acids. Gene Ontology annotation, molecular function: oxidoreductase activity, acting on paired donors, with incorporation or reduction of molecular oxygen, reduced flavin or flavoprotein as one donor, and incorporation of one atom of oxygen; heme binding; iron ion binding. NCBI's taxonomy places the organism in Eukaryota, Metazoa, Arthropoda, Insecta, Coleoptera, Coccinellidae. Gene Ontology annotation, biological process: xenobiotic metabolic process. The record is from RefSeq and is a predicted model, not a curated record. The transcript has 7 exons.
UCAUUUCCGUCUCAAUAUAUAUCGAAUAUAUCCGCUCUUGUGUGAUCCCCUUUGAUGUUCUAUUCAAAUAGUAGAAUUGAUUAUUCAAAUAUUCAAUCUAUGUCGAUCGAAAAUGCUUCUCAAUCACAUCCAAUCGGACUAUCGAGUAUAACACGAGCGAUUCAAUACAAUGGGUAUAUUUAACUUUGGCAGAAACUGGUUUGACACCAAGAUAUAGAGAAUGGACAUUGUUUUCUCGUGUGAUUAGUUUGUUCAAGAUUUCUGUGAAAAAGUUCUUUUUGUAAAAAUGAUUUUUCUUAUCUUGGUUUCCAUUAUUACCCUAAUGGUCUACCUGUUGAAUCAGAUCAGAAAACCGGAAAACUAUCCUCCAGGUCCACCGUUUUUACCAAUCAUUGGCCACCUUCACAUCAUGAAAAAAUUAUGCAACAAGUUCCAGUUUCAAUAUUUAGCUUUCAACCAUUUGCAUGAAAAGUUUAACACGAAAGUAUUAGGAUUGAAAUUUGGAAAUGAACUAACGGUGAUUGUGAGUAGCUAUCCUUUGGCAAAACAAGUAUUGAAAGAAGACGUAUUUGAAGGAAGACCAGAUAACUUUUUCAUAAGAUUAAGAUCUAUGGGAAAAAGAAUAGGAAUAACUGGUACCGACGGAGAAGAAUGGAGUAUUCAAAGACAAUUUGUUGUUAAGCAUCUAAAAACUCUUGGGUUAGGCAAAGAAAUAAUGUCGAAUCUAGUCAAAUAUGAAGUUGCAAAUCUUCUUAAGAUUUUACCUAAUAAUAACACUGCCAUUAAGACACUGCUAGCACCGUGCGUGAUCAAUAUCUUCUGGAGUUUAACAACUGGAUCCAGAUUCGAUGUGAAUGAUUGUCGAAUAGAGAAACUGAUAGCAAUUUUAGGUGCAAGAUCGAAAGUUUUUGACUUAGCAGGAGGGAUCAUGAACGCUCUACCUUGGCUCAGAUUUAUCGCACCGAAAAAAAUUGGAUAUGAAAUGAUCUGUAAACUGAAUAAGGAAUUGUACACGUUGUUUAUGGAAACUAUCGAGGAACAUUACAAAACUUACGAUGAGGAUAACGAUGAAGAUUUAAUCAAUAUGUACAUAAAAGAAAUUAAAAAAGGGAAUGCUCACUUCACAGAUGAAAAACUAGUCAUUGUUUUGUUAGAUUUAUUUAUUGCUGGAUCUCAAACUACUAGUACCACUCUGGAUUUUGCUCUGAUGAUGAUGAUACUAAGACCCGAACUUCAGGAGAAGUUACAAAAGCAAUUAGACGAUGCUUUCGACAAAAAUGUUCCGAUUGACUAUUCUCAAAAGUGGAGGGUACCCUUUGCAGAAGCUGUCAUAUUGGAGGUCAUGAGAUUUUUUCUUAUAACACCAAUUAUAGGCCCCAGAAGAACAUUAGAAAACACGGUUAUCGAUAGUUAUUCGAUUCCAAAGAACACUACAGUAUUAAUAAAUCUGCAAUCUUUACAUCAUGAUAAGGUAUACUGGAAGGAUCCAGAAGUAUUCAGACCAGAUCGAUUCAUAAAUGAGGCUGGAGAACUAAUAAAUCACGAUUACAUCAUUCCAUUCGGCAUGGGGAGACGGAGAUGUCCUGGAGAAGUACUAGCUCGCAACUGUCUAUACACAUUUUUCGCAGAAAUAGUGAGAAAUUUCAAAAUAACUCUGCAUCCAAAUUCUCAGAUACCAAGUUUAAUACCACAACCAGGAAUUGUGCUCUCACCACAACCGUAUUUAGCACAGUUCACCCUAAGAUCUUGACAAUAAGAUGGCAGUAUUAUUAUGAAACAGCCCUAGUUUAUUUUCACUUUUAGGACAAAUCCAAUAAAUACGAAUAAAGUUCUUUGUUUGUAAUUGUAAUUAGUUAAGAUGUUUUCCUCGUGAAAGGCUUAAAUCCUGUAUAAAAAAUUGUACAAUUUACAAAUUGAAAAAAAUUACAAUAAUUAAUAAGUA